Molecule: messenger RNA, 3033 nt
Organism: Closterium sp. Yama58-4
Lineage: Eukaryota; Viridiplantae; Streptophyta; Zygnematophyceae; Desmidiales; Closteriaceae
Source: the annotation of a GenBank genome assembly
AUGGCAGCACAACAGCAACAACAGCAGCAGCAGCAGCAACAACAACAACAGCAACAACAGCAGCAGCAACAGCAGCAGCAGCAGCAACAACAGCAGCAGCAACAACAGCAGCAGCAACAACAGCAGCAGCAACAGCAGCAGCAGCAAAGCGCAUCGGAACGUCUAGUCAUGGACGGCACGCGGGCGUCACCGUCUCCUCGUAUGUCGCUCCAGGCAUCCAGUCACACCCGUUUGUCUCUCCUACAAUCGCCACAGCCGCAAUCGCAACAGCAACAGCAACAGCAACAGCAACAGCAACAGCAACAGCAACAGCAACAGCAGCAGCAGCAGUUGCGCGCAGAGGUUACAGCGGAGGCACAGCACGCGCACCUCACGCCGCGUUCCCCGUUUCUUCCAUCCACGCCCGCUCCCGCCGUCGGCCAUCGGCCGCACCGAGUGUGCGACGCGUGUUCGUGCCAGCCCGCGGUGCUCUACUGCGCCGCCGACGACGCGUACGUCUGCGAGCCGUGCGACGUCUUCGUUCACUCCGCCAAUCCGCUCUCGCAGCGCCACGAGCGCGUGCGACUGGGUCCCAACGGCGCGCCGCUCAAGAUAGAUCGCAGAGGCGCGGUGUUGCCUUCCGAUGCCGCCGCCAGUCUUCCGCGCGGCGUUGCGGGGAGAGUGCAGCGCGGAGAGUUGGCGCAGAGCCUGCUUCCGCGCGCAGACGAGUCUGGGGUGCGGGGCGCGGCAGCUACGUGCAGUGAGGCGGAGGAGGGGGUGGCGGGGAGCGUGGCGGGUCCGACGGCGGGCGCGAUCGGCGCGGAGAGCGCGCAGAGCGGGCUGCCGUCCAGCAUGUCCGCGUCCACGUGGUCGUUUGCCGCCAAUCCACGUCACCUUAACGAGUCCCUGCAGGGUGCCUCGCCAUGGGGUAAGAUGGCAGCCGGCGCGACGCAUUCCCCCCUCUCCGCGCCCGCGGGGUUGUGCGCCAAGUCGCAUCUGCUGCGCGCACCCGCGAGCCCCUUCAGUCCCCCCAGCCCCUACGCGGGCUGCCUGCUCUCGCUGCCCGGCGUGCCGGCCGUGAAGGCGCACGCGGCGACACACGCGCCUCGACCUCUCCAGUCGCCCCGCACUGCUCCUGCAGCACCUGCAUCCGCUGCAGCUGUGUGCGCCGGUGCAGCGGCGGGCGCGCGGGGCGUGGAAGCACGCGACGGGCGAGACACCGCGAGGGGGGGCGUGCGGGCAGGGAGAGAGGCGAGGAGAGGGGAGGAGGUGCAGGGGGGCGGGGAGAGGGAGGAGAGGGAGGAGAGGGAGGGAGGCGCGGAGAUAACGGCGGGAUGGAUGGACGAGCGGGUGGCGCAGGUGUGCGGGGAAGAGGAGGCGGGGGAGGCGGGGCGACUGGGCAGCAGCAGCGGGUUUGAGGAGUUUGAGGACAUGAUGAGCGGUAUGGGGGGCGCGGAGGGCAUGGCGGGGCUAGAAGACAUUGACGAGGACGACCAGUUCGCGCGCGACCUCGCGCUCUGCAUGACCCCGCGCGCGCCCCCCCCGCCCUCCGCCACGCCUUCCGCCACUUGUCCCCCGUCGUCCCCUCGCCUCACCACGGCGCACCCUGCUGCGGCGGCGCAGCAGGCCCAUCCCACCGAUGCCAGCUACUUCACUCCCCCGCCUGCCGCAUCUCCCGCUGCUGCCGCUGCUGCUGCUGCUUCCCCAUGCGGCGAACCCCCCCGCGCGUCAAUGCCGCCAGCAGUGGUACAGCCCACAGCGGGGUGCCAUGCGUCGCGCACCCACGCUCUGCCCUCCGACGGCCCCGGGCUGCCCGCGCGCCCUGCGAAGAGGCAGCACCUGCGGGGACUUGGCUUUGGUUCGGCACCAGGUCUGGGUGCAGGUGUGGGUGUAAGUGCAGCAGAGGGGGGAGGACUGGCGAGUAUCGCGGAAGGAGGGUCGGGCGUGGAGGCGAGACGAGGGGGUGGGGUGAAGCGUGAGGUGGAUGCAUCGGGGGUGAUGGCCCAAGGGGCAGCAGCGCAGGGCGUGCAGGGGGUGGGAGUGGCAUGCACGCGUGGGCACGCACAGCAGCGCAUGCACCCUCCCAUGCAUCCCCAGGCCCUGUCCCCCUGUGCGUCGCUUGACCGCUGCACCCCUGCAUCCCCCACCACUGCUGCGAGCAUGUCUGUCAGCCACACGCGCCCCGCCCCGCACGCGCCGGCCAACAGCUUUCUGAGCUCCGAAGAGAGGUGCAGAGCAGUGGGAGGGCGGGGGGGGCAGGAGGGCGCGGGAGUGGAACGGGAAGGUGGGCGCGUGCGGGGGGAAGCAGGGGGGCGGUCAUCAGGGGAGGCGGAAGGGGGGGUGGAGGAGGCGGAGGAGGUGGUGAUGGAGGAGGGCGCGGUGGAGGCUCAGCUCAAGGGCGUGGCCUCUCACCUCACCCUGCUCGCAGCACACCCACUCUGCCCCUCCUCUCACACUGCCCAGGGGGAGGGCACACGAGGCGACAGGGAUGGGGCGGACAGGCGUGCAGCAGCGAUGCGGGGAGUGCUGGGCAGUCUGGGGGAGCGGGGUGCGGGGGGGCGGUGGUGUCCGACGCUGCACCUCAACUACGCUGACAUCAUCACCGCCUGGUCACACCACGGCCCCCACGCAUCGCCGUGGCUGGACGACCAACCGCCGUCGCUGGCCCUCCACGCCCAGCCCUCCGUGUGCUCUGACCCCCAGCCACUGCAGGCGGCCAUGACCCCCCACUCGGUGAUCAGCACGGGGCGGGAGGAGGGUGCGGAGGGCGAGGUGGGCGAGUCGGGGGUGAGUCGCGUGGCGUCGGUGCCGCACGGGCUGGACCGCGUGUGCAGCGACCUGCUGCUGGAGGACACACACACAGACGGGCACGUGGAUGGGCAGGUGGAGGGGCAGGUGGAGGGGUAUGUGGAGGGGCGGGAGGCGCGGGUGCUGCGGUAUCGUGAGAAGCGGCGCAACCGGCUCUUCUCCAAGACCAUCCGCUACCAAGUGCGCAAAGUCAAUGCCGACCGCCGGCCCCGCGUCAAGGGACGAUUUGUGAAGCGAGACUUGUGA